This is a messenger RNA of Linum trigynum, 1979 nucleotides long. NCBI's taxonomy places the organism in Eukaryota, Viridiplantae, Streptophyta, Magnoliopsida, Malpighiales, Linaceae. The record is from the annotation of a GenBank genome assembly.
CGACGGGAUAGAAAGAGAAAGUCUCCCCUUCUUCUUCGUCCCGUCAUCGCUUCCUAAUUUAUCUGCCCACCAAUCUUUCUUCCCCGAUGUCUUACGCAGGAACUCCAACCGGCGGACGCGCCGCCGCCGCCGCCGCAGCAGCCCGACCUUUUUCAAGCCUCCGUACCAAAGGCUUUCUUCUGCUACCAAUGCAAUCGCACGGUCACCAUAUCGGUUUCCCCGACCUCCGAUCCCCUCUGCCCUUCCUGCUACGAAGGUUUUUUUGGAGGAGGCUGAAAACCCUAACCCCGGUCCAAAUCUCUCUGCCGCCGCCGACCCCCUUCGGUGAUUCCUUCUUCCCUCCAAUGGGCCCCUUCUCCCUCCUCCCUCUACUUUUCUCCUCCUCGUCCUCCACCUCCGCCUCCCACGGUGGCUCCACCGCGACCUUUGAAUUCCAAAACCCUAACAUCUUCGGCGCCCUCCGAUCAAGCCGAAUUCAACCCCUAUGACUUCCUCCGCAACUACCUCAACAACCUCCACAACGACGGCGCCAGAAUCCAGUUCUUCAUGGACAACAACCCACCCUCUACCAACCUCGGCGAUUACUUCAUCGGCCCAGGCCUCAAGCAACUGAUCCAACAGCUGGCAGAGAACGACCCCAACCGCUACAGAACCCUCAUGCCUCGAAAUUGGCCAUCGACGCCCUCCCUACCAUCAAGAUCACCGACGAGGCCUUGAAUUCCGAGAUGAAUCAAUGUGCUGUCUGCAAGGAUGAGUUCGAGACCGAGGCCGAGGCUAAACGGAUGCCUUGUAAGCAUCUAUAUCAUCCUGAUUGCAUUGUCCCCUGGCUCAAAUUGCACAAUUCAUGACCUGUUUGCUGCCACGAGUUGCCCACUGAUGAUGCCGAGUACGAGAACAGGAGGCGCAACGGUGACCAAGGGGGCAACAACCAAAGCCCCGAUGCCGGAGGUCAGAUAGAGAGAAGGUUUAUCAUUCAAUUGUCAUGGUCGUUUGGCAGGCAGGGUGGUUCCAGCAGCGAUGGGGGAGCUGGUGGCGACCAAAAUUGUGCCUGAAUUUGCAAUUGGGUUAUUUGAUGCAUGGUCUUUAUCAUUCUUUGUGCCAUUGUUUAUGGUGUCUGUGUUCUUGUUAUAUAAUUUUCCUUUCUGUGUCUUGAGAUUAACCAUGCUGCCUAGUGAUUCCUUUGUAUACUUCGAAUGUUUGAAUGAAGGGAUUUUUAUUUGUUCAGCUGAAUUUAGUUAUUCUUUGUUAAUGAGGAGCCUGGAAUAUGAUCUGAAGAAAGGGUUUUCAGCUUUAAAGUUGAGGGUACAAUAUGCUUAACGUAUGUUAGUCUUUGAGAGGUAGUUCCUUGUACUGAAAGGUUCUGUAGAGUUUCCAUACUAAGUUGCAAACGAACUUUACGGCCAACUUUUGUGGUUGGUAUCUCUCUUAGGUAUUAUUGAGGUGCCUCAAUUUUGUUUUCCUAAGCCUAGAUUGGCCCUUUAUGUAUGUUUCUCGAUUCCUUUUUUCUAAAGGAAUAUUCAGAAUCUGUUGGUUGAGUAAGGUGAGCAAAGUGAAACUUUUGGGGGGACAUCGCCUGAUAAAUUUCUAAGCAUUUUUCCGUAUAGAUAGUUUCAUUGGCAUUCUUUGGGGAGUCAUGGUGUAGCUCAGGUAGGUUGUAUGUGUUAUUCGGAGUGCUUAUGUGAUUAGGUUUUGUUAUGUGCUUUCAUAAGUUAUCUUCCCUAGACUAGAUCUUAGGAUCAGUAGUGGCUAUUUGUUUUUGAAAUUCCACGGUUGAGUAAAUCCAUCUUGCACUUAUGCUCCCGUCUUCUUAGAUUCCGAAUUGGAACUCCAUUCCAUUCAACUGUGCCUUUGACUGAGCAUUAGACAAUUCUGUAUGGUAGUGGUGAGAUGAAUUUUUUUGGUCUCUUCAGAUUGCAUAUUGUGCGAGUCGUGGAAGCCAGAUAUGCAUAUCCCUUGGAGAAUGAAUCUGGUCUUUCUUG